Messenger RNA from Lodderomyces jiufengensis, 618 nucleotides. RefSeq lists its product as uncharacterized. Bases 1 to 618 code for a protein of 205 amino acids. NCBI's taxonomy places the organism in Eukaryota, Fungi, Ascomycota, Pichiomycetes, Serinales, Debaryomycetaceae. The transcript has a single exon. The record is from RefSeq and is a predicted model, not a curated record.
AUGAUUUCACUACAAUCAAUCAUAUUUGUAUUAUCACUAAUAUCUUUAGUAUCAUCUAAAAGAAUAAAUUUAUUUAUUAAACCAAUUAAUGAUGACACAUCCGAUCCAAUUGGAUUUAUAGAUAAUGAUUCAAUACAUUUAAUGGAAAUUGAACCUCAACAAUCAAUAUGUAUUGGUACAAAAGAUAUAUAUAAUAAUGAAUGUUUCAGUUAUCAAAAGAAUAUUCAAUCAUUUAAUAAUACUGUGUUUAAUUUAUAUCUAGAUGAAGAUAAUGAUAUUUUUAGAAUCAGUUUAUCAUUUGAUGAUAAAAUACAAAAACCAACUGUUAAAAAACAUAAACAUAUUAUAUCACCACAACCAAAUUUAAACCCUGAUUCAAUGAAAAAACAAAGAGAACAACAAUCUGAACAACAAAAUGGCGGAAAUGCUCAAAAAAUUGAAAAAAUCAUUACAAAAAAGAAAAUAAUUGAGAAAGAUUCAAAUGGUAAUGAAAUUAUUAAGGAGGUAGAUGAAGAAAUAGAACAAGUUGUAGAUGAUAGAUCAUUUAUUCAAAAGAAUUGGAUGUAUAUUGUACCAGUCUUAAUUCUAUUAUUAGUUGGAGGUGGUGGUAAUCAAUAA